AUGAUUAUUGAAGACGCCAUUGUGGACGAGGUGCCGACUGUUCGGCGAGUUCGUCGGUUGCGCUCGCAGUUUGAGCGACUUGUUCGCCCAGCCGAUGUGCGGCCCGGGGAACCGAUGCCUAGCAUUGAGGGGUGGGUGCUGUUCCUCACAAACCUGCCGGCGAACACAACGACGGACCACAUCCUCGACCUCUUUCUCACUUACAAGAAGGAAGAGAGCGAGGGGUACGCCCCUGUACGCGAGGUACGGAUACCGUUGGACAAAAACUGCGAGUGCUGCGGCUACGCACUUGUGGAACUGCAGCGAAAGGAUGCGUUUGAGCGGGCAUUAAAGGAGUUGCAGGGUGUCGUGCUCCCAUUUGCGGAGGGGGAACCGCCAAAUGGCGAAGAGGUCUGGCGAUUACAAAUUGCGCCAACAUUUUUGGGCGAGACAGAUGAUGACGAAGCAUUGGCGGGCGAGAAGCGGGUCCGUGAAUGA
Molecule: messenger RNA, 477 nt
Organism: Trypanosoma cruzi
Lineage: Eukaryota; Euglenozoa; Kinetoplastea; Trypanosomatida; Trypanosomatidae
Exons: 1
Coding region: 1-477 (158 amino acids)
Molecular function (GO): RNA binding
Source: RefSeq, a predicted model, not a curated record